ACUAAAAGUUAAAAUAAACAUAAAAUAGAUUGUAACCAUACUUGUAUGCGGGUUAUAAAAGAAAUGUGUAACAUCUUAUGUUUUAAUUGAGGUAGUGUCAUGCUCGCUGUUUCAGUUAUCCUUUUUGAGUUUGGUAAGCCUAUUUUUCAAGUGUUACUUUACUGAAGAAAAGCAUGCAAAGAAGACAUAGACAAUAUGGAGCAACAGGUUUUGAAACAUGGGGUGGAUAUAUGGCUGCUAAGAAACAGAAACUGGCUGAACAGUUCAUUACUAAAGCUCAUCAUGAACUUGAAAAUUUGGACACUUGUAAAGAUGAAACAUCAAAAAUAUUUGAGGGGGUUGCAAUAUUUGUGAAUGGAUAUACAAAUCCCACUGCUGGUGAACUGAAGAGACUGAUGAUGAUGCAUGGGGGUACCUAUCACCACUACUACAAACGUCACCAAACAACCCAUAUUAUAGCUACAAACUUACCUGAUAGUAAAGUUAGGGAGUUGAAGGAGGAGAAGGUAGUGAAGCCUGAAUGGAUUACUGAAAGUAUUAAAACAGGAAAGCUGCUUCCAGACACACCAUUUCUUCUCUAUUCUUGUCUUUCUAAAGGCCAGAAAAAGUUGAAUGCUUUUGUUGGACAAGACAGAAACAUUGUAGCUGAAGACAGCGUCUACAAACUUGGGAUAGAAGGUCAGAUAAAAGACAAAAGCAUCACUAUGAAUAGUGACAAUAAGAAUCAAGAAAUCAGAAAUGGGAAUGUAAUGGAUGAUCGUGCUCAGGAUCAGAAUCGUGUUAAUGAACACGAGGUCCAAAAAAAAGUCAAUGAUAACACUUUGAAAUCAGACGGUGAGUUCAUAAAAUCUACAGAUGAGGCUAGAAAAAGCAAUAUGAAAUCAUCACCACGAACAAGAACAGCAUCCAAGGACUCUGUUAAUGUUUCUUUCUCUCAGUUAAGAGGUUCUACAGGUCAUGACCAAACAACAGUGAAGUCAUCCCUCCGAGCUGGAGAACCCAACUUUCUCUCUGAGUUUUACAGCCAUUCUCGUCUCCAUCAUAUUUCUACUGCUGGUGCAGAAUUUAAACAGUAUGUAGCUGAUCUUCAUCGAAAAAACAGUGGUAACUUCCCUGGAAGAAAUAAACUUUUAAAGUGGAAGAAAUCUCAGCAAGGAGGAUGUCCUACUUCCAAUGCUGAAAUAACAGGACUGGAGAACCCAAAAAGCACACAAAUCAUAAGUGGUGAACGAAAAGAGAGAACUAUAAUGCACAUUGACAUGGAUUGUUUCUUUGUUUCUGUUGGGCUUCGUAGUAGGCCAGACCUUAUCG
This is a messenger RNA of Limulus polyphemus (Atlantic horseshoe crab), 1311 nucleotides long. Its product is annotated as DNA repair protein REV1-like. Gene Ontology annotation, molecular function: deoxycytidyl transferase activity; DNA-directed DNA polymerase activity. Gene Ontology annotation, cellular component: nucleus. The transcript has 5 exons. Lineage: Eukaryota; Metazoa; Arthropoda; Merostomata; Xiphosura; Limulidae. Gene Ontology annotation, biological process: error-prone translesion synthesis; error-free translesion synthesis. The annotation marks the transcript as partial. The record is from RefSeq and is a predicted model, not a curated record.